Mauremys mutica (yellowpond turtle) is the source of this 5465-nucleotide messenger RNA. It is a transcript of the gene HOMER1, whose product is annotated as homer scaffold protein 1. Gene Ontology annotation, cellular component: cytoplasm; postsynaptic density; plasma membrane. The coding region runs from base 1396 to 2463 and encodes 355 amino acids. Gene Ontology annotation, molecular function: G protein-coupled glutamate receptor binding. The record is from RefSeq and is a predicted model, not a curated record. The transcript is spliced from 9 exons. Gene Ontology annotation, biological process: G protein-coupled glutamate receptor signaling pathway; regulation of store-operated calcium entry. NCBI's taxonomy places the organism in Eukaryota, Metazoa, Chordata, Testudines, Geoemydidae.
GGAGCGACGGGGCUGCAGAGCACAGGGAGGGAGCGCGCGGCGCAGCCUGCUGGGGACCGUAGGGUGCCCGGCCGCGGGGAGGAGGCGGGGCAGGUGGACAGCCGGGACCGCUAAGUCGCCGCGGUCUCGCGGACAGAACAAGCGCCUCGUCCGGCGCCCGAGGGGUGGGAGAGAGACGAGGGGGCCGGGGCAAGCAGCGCCUGUUCCCGGGAGCGAGGGAGGCAGAGAAGGAGCGAAGCGGGGGCGGGUGUGAGGGAGGGGGCAGGGGCGCGGGGAGCCGGCGGCUCGGGGGCGCUGGAGCAGCCGGGUGCAGCCCGACACUGGGAUCCCGCCGCCGUGUGCGGGGCCAGGGAGCGGGAGUCCCGCGCGGCUCCGUCCCUUGGUCCGUACCGUGCCCUGCGGCACAGGAGAGUGGGGGGCGCUGCCGCUCCCCUCCCCCGCUGCCGCUCUCGGUGAUUGAUCCGCCUCUCCGAGCCCGGAGGAAGAUGCUCGCCCGCUCGCUGCAGGAUGAGGCGUGACUGAAAGGACCCGUCCCCGCUGGAAGAGGGAGCGGCGCCCCGCGUCUCCACGGCCGGUAGGGGGGCCUCUGUCUGCGGGGGAUGUGCCACCGGUGCUCCCCCAUAGCUGCUGCUGCCGCCGCUCUCUGGGAGCCUCAUGCCAGCGCCGGUGAAACGGCUCGCUCCGCCUCCGCCUGCUGCUCGGGAAAAUGAAUCGAUACCCCCCAUCCUGCUGCUGCUGCUGCCGCCGGCGGGGGUGUUAGAGGGAGAGGCGGCGGGCAGCGCUGCGCAUAACGCCGGCCGCAUCCCGCGCUGCACCUGACAUACCCCGAGCUCGCGCUGCCCUGGGGCUUUGCUUACCCGGGGGAUAAACGCUGCUGCAGGGUCCCUCGCCCCCGUGAGAGGCGAGCGUCUCCCCUUCUCCCCGCGCAAGGAGAGGCUGGCUGGCUGUGGGGAGGGGAUUUGCUGUCUGCUGCUACCUCCGAGGCCAUCUCCUCUGGCAGCGGGUUGGAGAUACAGGCGAAGACCGUGCUGCGAGAGGAUAUGGGAGAAACCCCUCUCGGGCUUCUUCCUUAGGACGCCUCGGCUCCUUCUCCUUCCAAAGGGGAUUGUGAUUUCUUUGGCUACAGCCCCACAUGCCUAUGGACUCCCGUUGUGGGAGGCGCUGACCCGCUAGGGCAGCGCUUAAGCCCUGCUAAUAGAGGCGCGGGGCCACUUGGAUUUCUCUGAAACGCCUGGGAUAUUCAGCCGGGAAACGUGGUGACCUAGACUCGUGUCAGCAUCGCCAAGGGAACGUCGGACCAGAGGGGUAGAGAACCAACAGCGUGGUGGAGAGGCGAGGAAAAUCCUCUGGGAAUCGUCUAUAGAGCAACUUUGGUGCAAGUCUCCGUUGGGCAUCAUGGGGGAACAACCCAUCUUCAGCACCCGAGCUCAUGUCUUCCAGAUUGACCCAAACACUAAGAAGAACUGGGUUCCCACCAGCAAGCAUGCUGUUACUGUGUCCUACUUCUAUGACAGCACAAGAAAUGUCUAUAGGAUAAUCAGCUUGGAUGGCUCAAAGGCAAUAAUUAAUAGCACUAUCACCCCCAACAUGACAUUUACUAAAACAUCCCAGAAGUUUGGCCAGUGGGCAGACAGCAGGGCGAAUACUGUCUAUGGCUUGGGAUUUUCCUCUGAACAUCAUCUUUCAAAAUUUGCAGAAAAAUUUCAGGAAUUCAAAGAAGCUGCACGAUUAGCAAAGGAGAAAUCCCAAGAAAAGAUGGAGCUAACAAGUACACCUUCACAGGAAUCCGCAGGAGGGGACAUUCAAUCUCCUUUAACACCAGAAAGCAUUAAUGGAACAGAUGAUGAAAGAACAACUCCAGAAGUGACACAGAACUCGGAACCAAGGGCUGAACCAACCCAGAAUGCAUUGCCAUUUACACAUAGUUCGACAAUCAGCAAGCACUGGGAGGCAGAACUGGCAACACUUAAGGGUAACAAUGCCAAGCUCACGGCAGCUCUGCUGGAGUCCACUGCCAAUGUAAAACAAUGGAAGCAACAGCUUGCUGCAUAUCAGGAAGAAGCAGAACGUCUACAUAAGCGGGUGACUGAGCUGGAGUGUGUGAGCAGUCAAGCAAAUGCAGUCCAUACACAUAAAACAGAAUUAAACCAGACAAUACAGGAAUUAGAAUCCACACUGAAGAAGAAAGAAGAGGAAAUAGAAAGAUUGAAACAAGAAAUUGAUAAUGCCAGAGAGCUUCAGGCACAGAGGGAUGCUUUGACCCAGAAGCUCCAGGAAGUAGAAAUUCGAAACAAGGACCUGGAAGGACAGCUGUCUGAUCUAGAGCAACGUCUGGAGAAAAGUCAGAAUGAGCAAGAAGCUUUUCGCAAUAACUUGAAGACACUUUUAGAAAUUCUUGAUGGAAAAAUCUUUGAACUAACAGAAUUACGAGAUAACCUGGCCAAGCUAAUAGAAUGCAGCUAAAGAAAUGGGAUUUCAGUGCCAAUCAUCUUAAAGAUGCACUGUCUCUCUUCAUAGGACUAUGUUGGGCUCUGCAUCAAAGUUGCACAAAAUUAGAAAAAUGCUCCUCCAAGAGGGCCUAUUUUAAAUUUGAAUAGUAUAUUUCAGUGUAAAAUUUAGAAUUCAUCUUGUAGCUAGUUAAAAAAGAAAACACUUGAAUUACAAAUUACCUCCAUGCAUAUUAUUGGCCAUAAAUAACUUGAAGAAAGAUAUUAACAGUAAUUAAAUGCAAUGAUUUUCUAAUUAUUAGCCAGUGGAAGAAUUAGCAGUGUCCCAGGUCACAUCCCCUUUUUGUGUUAGACACAAUGUAGAUUAUCUGCUUUUUUAUUUAACUAAGAUAUCUAAUUGAUGUGUUUUGUGCAAAAACUUAGUGAUGACAGCCCUACCUUUUGUUGUAAUCUUAAUAAUUUCUCAGGAUAUUUUGCACUGUUGAGAAACAGCGCCAUUACCAAUUAAUUCUUGCCAGGCGUGAGAGAGAAUUGCAUCUUUAAUUGAAACAUAGUUAAUAGAACUGCUUGUAUAGAGUUCUUCCUUUUUUUUAUACUGGAAGAUACUGUAUUUCUUUAUGAAGUUCACUCUGGUGUUCUAUAAUAUUGUCCAGUGUAUGGUUUACUUUCCAUAUUAAUUCCAUGUAUUUACAAUGAGAUACUGUCUCCCAUUUUAUUACACAUUUUGAAGCCAACCAAUGAAGGCAGGUGAGUUCCUUAGAAACAAAUAUUUUUUAAUUUAAAAUUAGACAUACAAACAGAUAAAUAUAGGUAGCCAGUCAUUUAUUGUCUGGCCUUAUUAAACAUCAAAUAUAAUUAGAAUGUGCAGUUACUUGAAGAUGUUUUAUUAGCCUGUUUUGCAAGAAAUCUUUUCUGAAUGAUCAGUGUAUUUCAGUUUUGUGUAAUAAUGGCUAGUGGAGAACACUGUUUAUUGAUUGUUUUAAGGAUAUAGAGCUAUAACAAGGGGAUUACCUUUACGUUGAACUUGCCCAGCCAAGAGAAAUGUUUCUAGAAGCUGUGUAGUCAUAGCAAAUUGAAAUGGAGACAUGUUUUCUCUGUAUAGUUCUUCACACCACAUCUUUAUCAAAACCACACCAGGCAAUAUUCUGAACUGUUACAUAGUUGUUUAAAAAGAGGAACUGAAUUCACUUAUCCUCAGUGAAUGGGUUUUAAAGUUGUUUUGAUGAAAUUUUAACAGACUUUUGGCAAACAUGCAUUUCUCUAUAUAAUAUAUUUAUUUUAAGAAAAGUCAUUGAAAGGUAAGCCAAGUGUCAUAUGUUUGCUUAUUGAAUGGGAAGUGCAUCAAAGUAUGUUGUUGCCAUAAAUUGCCUGCAAUGUUGGAGAGGUUUUUUUUUUUAAAAAUGUAUGAAUGAGUAUCAGACUCAAGAGUCUCAAGAUGCACUGAGUUUUUGUUUGCACCCAAAAUUAAUUUGAAUGUUAAAUACAAAAUCUAAAUGAUUACUAAAUUUGUAUAACAGACAAUUUUCUCCACUUUUACAGAGUGAUAUUCAAAACUAGAAAACGUAGGUCUGGUUUGUGUGUGUAUAUCGUAUGUAUAAUACACACAUUCUAAUUUACAUUAGAAAGAGAGAAAAUACCUGGUUUGUUUAUAAAAUAUCAUUUUUUCUUUACAAGUGAUUUAUCAGGUUCCCCUGACAAGUCAGGAGAGCAGUUUAGAUCAAAUACUAAAGCAUCAUGUAUUAUACUGUAUGUACUGUACACACCAUUUACGUUUCCUCCAUAUUUUUAGGGUAUUUUCUCACCUAUUUUAUUUAUUAAGAGGGGGGAAAAGCUUAGUUCAGCGUGCGUAUGGUUGAAAGCUUUCUGUGGUGAGUUACAUAUUUUUUUAUUUGGUGGAUGUUAAAUGGUGAUGAUAUGGGUAACUUCAUCAGGUGAGCAGAAAUCACCAGGCUUUAAUUUACAUGAAGAUAUUUGGGGCUGAUUCUCUUGUGAUUUACACCAGUGAUUACACACAGAAGAAUCUUCAGUGAUGUCAGUGGAGUUACACUGGUUAAAACUGGUUUAUGUGCCAGGAGAAUCAAGCCCAUUAAAACUGGAUGGGCUUAAUUAGGAGGAAGUAAAAGGUAAAACAAUAGCAAGUUGAUAGGAUAUUAAAUGUUAUAUUAUUUUAAGUUAUAUUAUCAGAACUUUUAAAAAUGUCAUCAUUUACAUGUGGGAAAAUAGCUUACAAAAAUAUUUCCACUUAAAUUUUUUGUAUGUGUGUGUUACAUGAGUAUUUUUAUGUGUACAUACAUACACAUAUGUAUAUAUAGUACAUGGAAAAAAUUUAGAUGUGCACAUUUUUAAUAUUUUCCUAGUGAAAUGAAAUUUAAAAUUGGAAAAUAAUAUUUGAAAAUUUCUUUUCUCAUAAAGUAGAGAUGCUUGAUUUCAUUUUUUAAAAUAAUGCAAUCUACUGAGGGCUGCACCUUUGAAUUCCCAAGUAGUCGUCAAACAUGGAUAUGGGAUAAGGUGGACAUAAGUGCACAUAUAAAUAAAAUCUUAUUGUUAAGAGUAUUUUAAAUGUUCAUUUUCAGUAGGUGAGUGUGUAGAAAUUGUAAUCUAAAGUUCAUAAUUAGGUGGUUAUACCUACUGUAGCCUCUCCACUUCUGUAUUAAGAUAUUUGAAACAUUAAUUUUUCCCCAGAGACAGGUAUUGUACAUUGUAUCUAACUUUAGAUAAAACUGUGGGAAUAUAUAUGCCAGAAAACGAUGUUGGGUACUGUAGCCUGAAAAUGUGAAGAACCUACACAGGAGAGGAGAGCAAUCAUAAUGUGUAUAACUUGUUAUAUGACAACUAUGGAGUCUUGUAAAAAAAAAAUCGGAAAAAAGAACCCCAACAAGAAAAAGAAAAAAAAACAAAAAUAUAAUUUUUAUUUUGAAAUACACUUGCUGUUCUCUGGAGAAUGUACUUUUUCUCUUUAUUUUUUUCUUAAAACUUUUUCAAGUAUUAAAAAGUGUGCAAGUGAUGGCAGCAGUUACC